UGACAGCGCUCAUCACCCACUGAACAACCAGGACGGGUUGCAUCCAAGCAAUCGCUGCCAUUCGCAGACGGAGUUUACAGCCCUUUGCCGCCGCUUUUUCUUUCGAUCUUUUUCUGCCGCACCCCCUCCCUCUCCCGGUGCUGCCCAGCCAGUCGACCAUGGUUUCUAUAAUUUCAGACCUGGACCCUCUGAAAAGCUGGAACGUGUUAAGGCAGGACGCCAGUGACCUCUCUGGGCCGAUACAAAGUAACGGCACAGCCGGGAAGAUGAAUGGGGCGCUGGAGCAUUCAGACCAGCCGGACCCGGACGCCAUCAAGAUGUUUGUGGGUCAGAUCCCGCGCUCCUGGUCAGAGAAGGAGCUGAAGGAGCUGUUUGAGCCGUACGGCGCCGUCUACCAGAUCAACAUACUCCGAGACCGCAGCCAGAACCCUCCACAGAGCAAAGGCUGCUGUUUUGUCACGUUUUACACAAGGAAAGCUGCCCUAGAAGCCCAGAAUGCACUGCAUAACAUAAAGACCUUAACAGGGAUGCACCACCCUAUUCAGAUGAAACCUGCAGACAGUGAGAAAUCUAAUGCGGUGGAAGACAGGAAGUUGUUCAUCGGCAUGGUGUCGAAGAAGUGCAACGAGAACGACAUCCGGGUCAUGUUCUCUGCGUUUGGCCAGAUCGAGGAGUGCCGGAUCCUCAGGGGGCCCGACGGACUGAGCAGAGGAUGUGCGUUUGUCACGUUUUCCACCAGAGCUAUGGCACAGAAUGCAAUCAAAGCCAUGCACCAGUCUCAGACUAUGGAGGGCUGCUCGUCCCCCAUCGUGGUGAAGUUCGCCGACACGCAGAAGGACAAGGAGCAGCGGCGUCUGCAGCAGCAGCUGGCGCAGCAGAUGCAGCAGCUCAACAGCGCCACCACCUGGGGGAGCCUGACGGGCCUGGGCGGCCUCACCCCGCAGUAUCUGGCUUUGCUCCAGCAGGCAACCUCCUCCAGUAACCUAGGAGCCUUCAGCGGGAUCCAGCAGAUGGCCGGUAUGAGUGCUCUGCAGUUGCAGAACCUGGCCACUUUAGCAGCGGCGGCGGCGGCGGCCCAAAACUCCGCCAGUCCCAACACCGCUAACCCCCUGUCCACCAACGCCGCCUCCCUGGGAGCGUUGGCCAGCCCAGCGGCGGGCACAACAGCCAGCUCCAACGCCAGCGCCAUGAACUCUCUGACCUCUCUGGGCACCCUGCAGGGCCUGGCAGGCGCGACCGUGGGCCUGAACAACAUUAAUGCACUAGCAGGUAGCGUCAACAGUAUGGCGGCUCUCAACGGAGGACUGGGCGGCGCAGGGCUCACCAACGGGACGGCAGGCACCAUGGACGCGCUGACGCAGGCUUACUCAGGGAUCCAGCAGUAUGCCGCCGCGGCGCUGCCCACCCUCUACAGCCAGUCCCUGCUGCAGCAGCAAGGGGCCGCCGGCAGCCAGAAAGAGGGUCCUGAGGGUGCCAACCUGUUCAUCUACCACCUGCCCCAGGAGUUUGGAGACCAGGACAUACUGCAGAUGUUCAUGCCUUUCGGAAACGUGGUCUCUGCCAAAGUCUUCAUCGACAAACAGACAAAUCUUAGCAAGUGCUUCGGCUUCGUCAGCUAUGACAAUCCCGUGUCGGCACAGGCAGCCAUCCAAGCCAUGAACGGCUUUCAGAUCGGCAUGAAGCGGCUGAAGGUGCAGCUGAAGCGCUCCAAGAACGACAGCAAACCGUACUGAUCUUAGCACUAGGGUCUAUCUGCUCCCCAUGUUAGCACUGCUAGGAACAACCCAUCUCCAUGCCUGUUAGCUCAUCGUUUGCCUAGCAUGUCUCCGUGGCGUCCAAACAGACAAAAAACUCUAAACAAAACAACCCCCCUCCCCACCACCACCACCCCCACCAAAAAAAACAA
Perca flavescens (yellow perch) is the source of this 1906-nucleotide messenger RNA. It is a transcript of the gene celf2, whose product is annotated as cugbp, Elav-like family member 2. The coding region runs from base 159 to 1733 and encodes 524 amino acids. The transcript has 15 exons. NCBI's taxonomy places the organism in Eukaryota, Metazoa, Chordata, Actinopteri, Perciformes, Percidae. Gene Ontology annotation, molecular function: RNA binding. The record is from RefSeq and is a predicted model, not a curated record.